AAGAUCUUGUAUGCUGCUUUGCGCCUCUUCUCAUCAGAAGCUUGCCUCUGCUCCUCGUUCAAGACAUGGAUAUCAAAGACUCACCAACCAGCCUUCGCUCUGCUGCUUCCUCUCACUGCAGUCAGCCUGUCUUGCCCCUGGAGCACGGACCCACCUACUUGCCUUCCUCCUACAUGGAGAGCUGUCACGAGUACUCGGCUAUGACCUUCUAUAGCCCUGCUGUGAUGAAUUACAGCGUUCCCAGCAGCGCUGGGAAUUUGGACAGUGGGCCCAGGCGACAGAUGCCAAGUCCAAAUGUGCUGUGGCCAACUCCGAGCCACCUGGCUCCCUUAGCCAUCCGAUGUCCGUCGUCGCUUCUGUUUGCAGAGCCUCAGAAGGCCUCUUGGUGUGAAGCCCGGUCGUUGGAGCCCACCUUGCACAUGAGCAGAAAGACACUGAAAAGGAAGGUUUGUGGGAACAGUUGUAGCAGUCCUGUCACUACGAGUCCAAGUUCGAAGAAGGAUGCCCACUUCUGUGCCGUCUGCAGCGACUAUGCGUCAGGAUACCACUACGGAGUCUGGUCGUGUGAAGGAUGCAAGGCCUUUUUUAAAAGAAGCAUUCAAGGACACAGUGAGUACAUCUGUCCAGCUACAAAUCAGUGUACCAUAGACAAGAACCGACGCAAAAGCUGCCAGGCCUGCCGACUUCGGAAGUGCUAUGAAGUAGGAAUGGUGAAGUGUGGCUCCCGGAGAGAAAGGUGUGGGUACCACCUAGUGCGAAGACGGAGAAAUUCUGAUGAGCAGCUGCAUUGCCUGGGCAAAGCUGAGAGAAAUGGUGGCCACAUGAUGCGAGUGAAGGAGCUGCUGCUGAGCGCCCUGAGCCCGGAGCAGCUGGUCCUCAGCCUCCUCGAGGCAGAGCCACCGGAUGUGCUGGUGAGCCGGCCCAGCACACCUUUCACCGAGGCCUCCAUGAUGAUGUCCCUGACCAAGCUGGCUGACAAGGAGUUGGUGCACAUGAUUGGCUGGGCAAAGAAAAUUCCAGGCUUUGUGGAGCUCAGCCUGUUCGACCAAGUGCGGCUCUUGGAGAGCUGCUGGCUGGAGGUGUUAAUGGUGGGGCUGAUGUGGCGCUCAAUUGACCACCCAGGCAAGCUCAUCUUUGCUCCUGACCUCGUGCUGGACAGGGAUGAGGGGAAAUGUGUGGAAGGAAUUCUGGAAAUAUUUGACAUGCUCUUGGCGACAACAUCAAGGUUCCGCGAGUUAAAGCUCCAACACAAGGAAUAUCUGUGUGUGAAGGCCAUGGUCCUCCUCAAUUCCAGUAUGUGCUCUCUGGCUGCCGCCACGCAGGAGGCCGAGAGCAGCCGGAAGCUGACUCACCUACUGAAUGCUGUGACCGACGCGCUGGUCUGGGUGAUCGCCAAGAGCGGCAUCUCGACCCAGCAGCAGUCAGUCCGCCUGGCCAACCUCCUGAUGCUCCUCUCCCACGUCAGGCACGCCAGUAACAAGGGCAUGGAACACCUGCUCAGCAUGAAGUGCAAGAACGUGGUCCCGGUGUACGACCUGCUGUUGGAGAUGCUGAAUGCCCACACGCUCCGCGGGCACAAGUCUGUGGCCAUGGUACCCGAGGGCAGCCCAGUUGAGGACAGGAAGAAUUCCGAGGGCUCCCAGGGCCCGCAGGCUCAGUGAUGCCCAGCUGGAGGGUGAGAGGGCCCACAGAGGACACUGAAAGUGUGGACCCCAGCAGGUUGUGAGUUUGGGCUUCAUCCUUUCUGCUGUGUGGUCCCUCAUGUGGCUUUGCGUGGCCUUGUGUUGUCUUCCUCUUGCCCACUCCCUAGGAACCAGGGCAAGAAUGCUACAGCUGUUUUUUUUUUUUUUUUAAACCCAAGGGUUGCACCUAAAGGCAGUUUCCACCUUGCAUGGCCUCUUAGCAUCUUCACAUAGUCCCUUGCUUCUUUCCAGUCCUUUGGGAAGCAAAGGUUUUGGAGCAGAUGGGCCAUCUGACCUGAAAGGGACGCUUGGUGGAAAGGGCAGAGGAUGUGGUAUGCCGCCGAAUUGAGCCAGCCCUUAGUGUUUGUCCUGUGCUCUGCUUAGGAGUGGCUGCUUUUUCCUUAUCAACCAUUUGGUUGAA
Ochotona princeps (American pika) is the source of this 2103-nucleotide messenger RNA. It is a transcript of the gene ESR2, whose product is annotated as estrogen receptor 2. Gene Ontology annotation, cellular component: nucleus. Gene Ontology annotation, biological process: estrogen receptor signaling pathway; cellular response to estradiol stimulus; regulation of DNA-templated transcription. Lineage: Eukaryota; Metazoa; Chordata; Mammalia; Lagomorpha; Ochotonidae. The coding region runs from base 66 to 1661 and encodes 531 amino acids. The record is from RefSeq and is a predicted model, not a curated record. The transcript has 8 exons. Gene Ontology annotation, molecular function: nuclear receptor activity; zinc ion binding; sequence-specific DNA binding.